AGAAGGAGCGUGAACCGAGGAGUGCGGAUUCGGAGUUCUGGAGAGAACAGCUUGGGGAGAGGAUGCAAAAGAAGACACUCUAGCACCUGGACCCCCUAAGACCUAGAUAACCAAAGGUUCGUGCAAUUAAUCACUGCAUCGGGCCGAGACGGGACUACUGGCUCCGUGUUGAGCCGCGGCUGGGACCUAAGCUAAAUCUCAGGCAGUUAGAGGCUCCAUGUCCCCACCCUAGGAGCUGAGGAGCCAGGCAGAGCGCGACCCAGAGAGGAGAGUCGGUGCGCGGGUGGCUGGCCCGGAGCGGGUUAGGGUGAUGCUAGGGUCCCCGGCCCGCGAAGUGGGGGGUGCAGAGUUGUUGGAGCGCGGCGCGGUAAUGGGUCUGGAGGAGGCACCUGGACUCUUGAAGUAGGAGAAGCGCCGGGGACAUCUGCAAGGGCCACGCGCAGCAUCGACGUGUAGAAGUCGCGGGGUGGAAGGGGCGUCGCGGGCGGGGCGGGGCUCAGGUGGAGUCCUGUGCACUUCUGGGACUUAGAGGAGCGCCGAAGUCAGAGAAAAGGGUGAUGGGUCCCGCCACCGACGCGUGACGAGGGCUGGGUUUCCAUCAACCCCGCCCUAGAAAAGCUGUGCCCAGAGCACCUGGGAUGUGCGCGCCAGCAGCAGGGACCGCUCCGCUUGGAGCUGAGUUGUCAAUGCUGAUGCCGAGCAAGCCGGAGCCAGCCAAGGUCCAGGUUAUUCCGGAACAAGAACGAGUCUGUGUCUGGAAUGCAGAGGAAUCCGGGACUGUUUGCACCCCGGGACCCCAAAGCACAACAGCAUAAAGAGGACGGCUACCAUCCACUGCUCAGCACAAACUGCCCUGUUUUCCAACCUCCUAACCAAGGUAACCAAGAGUUUGGGGCCUCAUCGGGAGUCAAUUCAUCAGUGUGAUUUCUGAGUCGCCAAGGUCUACAAUUUCGUGCGAGCAUGAAUUCCACAUUGCAUGACCUCAAAGCACUGGGGAGCUGCCCGUCUGCCCAUGCUGAUUAGAAUAAGUAUCUGAGAGACAUUAUCUGAAUUUCUAGGUUCCUUUUCCAUAGGUAUUUGGUGUCAGUAUAAACAACAAACAAAAUCAGCUCUUUGGGGUGGGAGUGAGCGUGGUGCCCCGUGUAUCCCUGGCUGUGCUGGAACUUGCACUGUAAACCAGGUUGGCCUCCAGCUUACAGAGAUCCUGCCUCUGCCUGCCAAGUGCACCACCACUGCCUGGCCCUAAAUAUCAGUGUUUGUAUAACUUGCACAUUAGAUAUAAAUCAUCAGUGUUUUUACAUAAACAUUAGAUUUGCUGCAUUUUUUUGAUUCACAGCUCUCUAUUUACUAUUUAAACAAAGCCGUCUUGUAAAUGAGUAUUCCAACUCCUGCUCUCCCUACCCUUCUCUAGCAUCUGGGAUUUCAGGUGUCCACACCAUACCCAGCUUCUGGUUAGGUCUAGAGUAAAAUUGUUUUCUAGAUUCAUAAUAAAUCAGUUUUGACAACUAAAUUCUCUCUCCUCCCUCCUCCCCUUCUCCUGUACCUCUGCCUCCUCCCCUCCCCGAGAAGAUGUUUCGAGAACAGUAUACCACAGUUACUGAGGGCUUCCACCUCGAGAGGCCUGAGAGCCAGCCUGUCUACAAGAUCGGCAUUUACGGCUGGAGGAAGCGCUGCCUUUACCUCUUCGUUCUUCUGUUGCUAACAACGAUCAUCGUGAACCUCGCUCUCACAAUCUGGAUUCUAAAAGUGAUGUGGUUUUCUCCAAUAGGAAUGGGUCACCUGCAUGUUACAGCAGACGGACUUCACCUGGAAGGGGAAUCGGAAUUUUUAUUUCCUCUAUAUGCCAAGGAAAUAUGCUCCCAAGUGGACUCAUCUCUACUUCUGCAGUCAACUCAGAAUGUGACAGUCAAUGCUCGAAACUCGGAAGGGGAGGUCACAGGCAGAGUCAAAGUGGGUGCCCAGAUGGUGGAAGUCCAGAGCCAGCGCUUUCAGGUCAGUUCUGAAGCUGCCAAGCCACUGUUCACCGCUGAGGAGCAGGGCAUCGUGGUCGGCACCGGCAGGCUGUGGGUGACAGGUUAGAAUCCCCAACUCGGAGUCUAAGCAUGGAUGCCCCAAGGGGGGUUCACGUUAAAGCUCGUGCUGGGAAAAUGGAGGCCCUCUCUCAAAUGGACAUCAUCUUGCAGAGCAGUGAUGGAGUGGUGGUGCUUGAUGCUGAAACUGUUGGUUUGCUCCAGUUGAAGCAGGGAACACGGGGUCCCUCUGGCAACUCUCAUGGAUUCUAUGAGAUUUGUGUGUGUCCUGGCGGGAAGCUGUACCUGUCUAUGGCUGGCGAGGCCACCACCUGCGAGGAAAACAGCCACAUCUGUCUCUGACCACUGCUCUCCUGCAGCGCACCUAUGUUGUCUCAGUGAACCAAGAGCUGUGACCUCAGCCUUUAUGUGCCAAGCAGCUGGAUGGGCACUGGCAGACUCACUGCUAAAGCACUCAGACAGACGCAUGCAGGGGAAAUGGGCCAAUGGAAUUGUUGGGCCCAAACUACCAGGUUUCAGAAUGACACAAAGAGAUGUCAACAACUUAUUCACUGUGCUCUCAUCUUUAUUGCCUCCCUCCACAUCAUGCUGAACUGUUCCCUGGAAGCAAUUGAUGGUACUUGAUGGCAGACACCUAUCUCCUCACCCAUGCACGGCUGGCUGGUGGGUCCUAAAAUGCCCCAACUGUGCACAGCCCUUCCUUCACAUUAAACUCCCAGCACCCCGCUCAGCUGUGUGCAGUGUGCCAGGCUUCACCGAGAUCUCCACAGUCUGAAGGGAAUUUGAGGUUGAUAUGAUUUUCAGUAUGUAGUUAAGGGAAGAAAUUACACAAAUUUAGUCAUGCUUUUUAUAUACAUACCAACAAGCAAUAAAAAAUGACAUUUUUAUUUCA
Messenger RNA from Meriones unguiculatus (Mongolian gerbil), 2922 nucleotides. RefSeq names its product gamma-sarcoglycan-like. NCBI's taxonomy places the organism in Eukaryota, Metazoa, Chordata, Mammalia, Rodentia, Muridae. Gene Ontology annotation, cellular component: sarcolemma; sarcoglycan complex. The transcript has 8 exons. The coding region runs from base 1570 to 2079 and encodes 169 amino acids. The record is from RefSeq and is a predicted model, not a curated record. Gene Ontology annotation, biological process: heart contraction; cardiac muscle tissue development.